Lepus europaeus (European hare) is the source of this 3414-nucleotide messenger RNA. RefSeq names its product galactokinase 2 (gene GALK2). The record is from RefSeq and is a predicted model, not a curated record. The transcript has 10 exons. Bases 268 to 1611 code for a protein of 447 amino acids. Gene Ontology annotation, biological process: galactose metabolic process; carbohydrate phosphorylation. NCBI's taxonomy places the organism in Eukaryota, Metazoa, Chordata, Mammalia, Lagomorpha, Leporidae. Gene Ontology annotation, molecular function: galactokinase activity; ATP binding. Gene Ontology annotation, cellular component: cytosol; cytoplasm.
UCCCGGAACCAAUGUGCUCAGCACCGAGAGGAUUAGCUACGACGCCAAAAGGAGGCACACGACCCGGCUCUUCCUGCGAGACGGUUGGUGCCUUAGCAACUAAACAUAGCAACUGGGGAAUCGGAACCUUGCGCGCCGGUCGAGCAGUUUCGAGCCUCCAGCGUGAGGGAACAGUUCUCUUUUGCCUGCGAGUCUGGAACUAUCUCAUUCUGGUCAAAGAAAGAGCCAGUCGAGGACCAGAAGCCUUUCGCGGGUAAAAGGCUGAGCAUGACCGUGCUGUAUGACAGAUUGCUGAAGCUGAAGGAGAUGUUUAUCUCCAAGUUUGGAUCCUCUCCCAAAUUUUAUGUUCGAGCCCCAGGAAGAGUCAAUAUAAUAGGAGAGCAUAUAGAUUACUGUGGAUAUUCUGUACUUCCAAUGGCUGUAGAACAAGAUAUGUUAAUAGCUGUGGAACCUGUGAAAACAAACACUCUCCAACUGGCCAACACAAACCCCUUAUAUCCGGACUUCAGUACUAGCUCUAAUAACAUUCAGAUCGACAAAACCAAGCCUCUGUGGCACAACUAUUUCCUAUGCGGAUUUAAAGGAAUUCAGGAACACUUUGGUCUCAGUGACCUGACUGGAAUGAACUGCCUGGUAGAUGGAAACAUCCCGCCAAGUUCUGGCCUCUCCAGCUCCAGUGCCUUAGUUUGUUGUGCUGGCUUGGUGACACUCACAGCACUGGGAAUGAACCUAUCCAAGGUGGAACUUGCAGAAAUUUGUGCUAAGAGUGAACGUUAUAUUGGCACUGAAGGAGGAGGCAUGGACCAAUCCAUAUCAUUUCUUGCAGAAGAAGGAACCGCCAAGUUGAUAGAAUUUAGUCCUUUGAGGGCAACUGAUGUUAAACUCCCAAGUGGAGCAGUGUUUGUGAUCGCCAACAGCUGUGUGGAAAUGAACAAAGCAGCAACUUCCCAUUUUAAUAUCAGAGUGAUGGAGUGUCGGUUGGCUGCAAAGCUCCUGGCUAAGCACAAAGGCUUGCAAUGGAACAAAGUUCUGCGACUGGAGGAGGUACAGGCUCAACUAGGGAUUAGUCUGGAAGAAAUGCUCUCAGUCACAGAGGACGCCCUUCACUCUGACCCCUAUAGCCCUGAGGAGAUCUGCAUGUGUCUGGGUAUUAGCCUGGAUGAACUCCGAACCCAGAUCCUGAGUCAAAACACUCAAGAUGUGCCCAUCUUCAAACUCUACCAACGUGCAAAGCACGUAUACAGUGAGGCUGCGCGAGUGCUUCAGUUUAAGAAGAUAUGUGAAGAAGCACCUGACAACAUGGUCCAGCUGCUGGGAGAGUUGAUGAACCAGAGCCACAGGAGCUGCAGGGACAUGUACGAGUGCAGCUGCCCUGAGCUGGACCAGCUGGUGGACAUCUGUCGGAAAUUUGGGGCUCAAGGAUCACGGCUGACUGGAGCAGGAUGGGGAGGCUGCACAGUAUCAAUAGUACCUGUUGACAAGCUGCCCGGCUUCCUAGCAAAAGUGCACGAAGCUUUUUACCAGGGAAGUGAUGGAAGCUUUGCACCUGAGAAACAGAGCUUGUUUGCUACCAAACCUGGAAGUGGGGCUUUGGUUUUCCUUGAGGCCUAAACAAUGUAAAAAAAAUCUCAGAAAAACUAUUUAGGGCAUUUAGGAACUGGCAGGACUUCCUAUGCCACAGUAAAUUAAUUCUCUUUCUGUUCUGUAUUAUAAUUUACAGUUGCUAUUAUCAAGAUGUAUUUACAAACAGCUGAAAGCUCUCUAUGCUUCAUAAUGAUUAUUUUUCCAUCUUCAAAUAGGAUUUUUAAAAACUAAUCAGAGACAACAUUAGACUUAGGUAUUUUAAGGAUGAUUUACUGAGACUGUCGAUGGGGAGAUUUUUAAAGAUAAAUGAUAAAACAUUCUAAAUACAUGGAUUGGACUUGACUUAAAUAAACAUACUGCUACAAUUAAACUGAUAAAAUUGUGUCUAUUAUUCUUGAAUUUAAUUAAUUUCUGGUUUCUCACUGUGUUCUACUUCCUCCAAUGUGUAGAAUUCCGUUGAUGAUGAUGAUUGUGAUGUCAUAUAUUCUAAAUCCAUGCUUUCUUCAGAACGCUGUGAAAAUAAUACAUGAUUGAAAAUUCAUAAAUUUUCUUGAACACUGUGUACUUGAAUGUGAAAUUUUCCAAAUUAUUAAGAUGGUGAGGGUCACUUUUUUUUUUUUUUUUGCAAGCGAUGAAUUGGAAUUAGGAAGAAAAACCCAGGAUCAUUUAAAUUGUUUUUUUUUAAAAUGUAUUAUCAUACAAUUCAGUUCUUUUGGCACUUAAACUACACUUGAUCUUAGCCAAGAGGCCGAGAAGCGAUGCACUUUAACUAUCUCCAUCACUCAAUAGUUAACUUAGAUGACACUGUGUCUCUCAUAUCACAGUGAAAUAUAGAAUUAUCUAGAUAAUAAUUCAGAUAAUUUGAUUUGUUCUUCCCACUCAAUCUUUCCUCAAAUGCAUCUUCAAUCCAAGAAACAUGUAUUCUGGAAACUCCACUGAUGCCUUCCAUCACUUUUGUGUGUGUCUUCAUGAGUAGGUUAGUGAGGGUUUUUUUGUUUUGUUUUUUGGUUUGUGCUGAGUAUUUCAGCCAGUAAGGUAGGUGUGCAGGAAUGCCGUUAUGUUACCCGAGUACUGUGGCUAGUGUAGGGAUAUAGGUAUGCAGGGAUAUAGAUGAGAGUAGCAGGAAAAGGCUUAAAGUUGAUUCUAGGCUUGGUAAUAGUAUUGGUGGGUACCUGUGUGUAUUCAUCAAGAGUGGAAAGGAAUGUUUGGCCAUGUGAUGGUGGCAAAUGAAUGACUUUCGUUCAUGGUCAGACUACAGGAAUGCCUUCCUGAAUUAUACGGUAAUUUUGACCAAAACACAAUUAGCUUAAAUAUUCAGAUAACUGAGAAACAGUAGUUUUGCAGUUUGAAUUAUCUAGGAAACUAUCACAAUUUUCCAUUUUUCUUUGAUUUUGAUUGUUCAUUGAUGCGCAACUCAAAGAUUGAGCAGCAUCAUCUGGAAUCUCAGUUUUACAGUGGCCUAGGCAAAGUUGGUUAUGAUAAUUCUUAAAGGACAACAUACAAAAAGUAUUAGAAAAAUAUUCUGUUGUAAAAUGAACUUCUGAUAAAUUUUUAUUCUUAGCAGAAAGGUAGACACUUGAGAAUUCUUAAUUAAACUUUGUUGAAAAAAUUUUGAAUUCUUUAAAUUCAAGUUGUUUAAAUUUAAAACCCCUUGUUUUUAAUGUCUUGCAAUUUUCCACAAAGGAUUUGUCAUGUGUGUAUAACUUUUUAAAGAUACCUGAAUCACUAUUAAAAAAAAAAGAUACUUGUCAUUGCCUUGCUAUACUACUUAAAUUUUUUAACCGCAUGAUUUCUGCUUUGCAAUAGAUGAAUAAAAAUUUUGUGUGUACU